AUGCUCAACUCAGCAGAGCGGAUUACAUACACCGAUAGAGGUGGCACGCGCCAGUUCUCCGCUUGCACACCUAAACAAAACGAUGACUUCGAGGGGUUCGAUGAGGAAGAGGAAGAAGAUACCGAUACCAACAGCUCUGACAUGAGUCGUAUGGUUCGCGAAAGAGGAAAAAAGCUCGAAGCACAGGCUCGGCAGAAGAGAGAAAAAGAGCAAGCAUUGAUGCGACAGAGGAAAGAGCUACAGAUCCAGGCUGACCAGUACGCCAACGAGCUCCGGAAUGCAAGUCUCCUGUUGCAAAAACUCAAACAAAGUCUCGAAUUGAUCCGACGCUUUGCAGAGGAACAAAGACGGGCCUAUGAAAAGUGGAUGAGACGCUACGAACAAGUGAUUACGAGUAGUGCGUCUUCGGUCGACAUCGCGAGCCAGGUAUUUAAGGAAUAUUUUGUCAUCAGGUAUCCUAUAGCCAGUAAGGUCGGCUCAUACAUCAACAAGAAUGUCAUGUUCAUCCAAGAUGGCGAAGCUGAAGUAUCGAAAUGCAGCCAAGCUCUUAGACGGAUCGAACUGGGAUCUCGAAGAAUUGACUUGGAAACGCGAUUGAAUCAGCUUGAAGCAUCACUUGUCUCAACUGUUGAGGGUCUCUUCGAUGAUCAUGUCACGCCUGCUGCUUCGGCCAAAAGAAACAUUGAGAAGAUUCUUGAGCCACUCAUUCUGUUCCUGUCUCAGUAUGUAGAGCUACAGGAAGUGGGCUACAGAAUCAGAAAAUCAAGCCGUGGAAUCUUGAUUGCUUGCAAAAAUUUAGGCGAAUAUCGAUUCAAGAGAUUAAGGGAGAAUAUAAUGGAUGGGGCCCUCAAUAUAGGACAAUCGCUUCACGGGUAUCGAGCAAUGCGGCGUUCGCUGCGAUGGGGUGGUCCUCUGGGGAAAUCUCACAUUCUCAGCAUAGUUCAAAAUUAUUUCGAUCUCCAAGUCAUCCGUAUGCUUGCAUCUGACAUUGAGAUGGAUCCGGAUCUUCUUGCUGAUGAGAUCAAUACUCGUGGAAUGUCAUCGCUCAUGGCCCACUGGUAUUUCUAUCGAUGGAAAGAAGGUGCUCCGCGCAGUGUUGAUCUCGAUAUAGCUUGGAAACAUUUCGAUAUUUACUACCCAUUCUAUAUGCUUUACGUAUCUUCUCGAAAUCUAGCCAGUGAAGUCCUGAGACUUGAAAAGAUCUCGGAAGUGAUGGGAGAUUCUACGUCGGAAGCCCGCUUUAAAGAAUGGAAGACGGAGUUUGAUCUUGACCGUCAAAAUUUUUUAAGUCAGCUUGAAGAAACCAGUUACCACACAUGGUUAAGGUUGGAAACCGAGGACAAAGUCAGCAGGCUCGGUGGAGUGCCUGACACCAUUGCCAAAGGCUUGUUCACUCCCAAAGACCCUCCCAGCUCUGACCCACGCCGUUUUUUUCUUUGUAUUGAUGCAAUUUGUGACGGUCUGUCCCGAUCCAUGAAUCUCGACGAGGCUACUCUUGAGUUCGACAAUUUUCCAGACCCCACGAUGUCUGAUGUGAUUGAGCUCCUGGACUAUGUACCUUCGCACAAACGAGGAAUAUACGGAUAUCGAGCUCGGGCACUCGGAAAAGGAAGCAAACAGGAAGCAAACGCGAUAAAAUCACGCAUGCAAUGCGGGGUAUCCGAGCCGGAAAUAGCGUUGAUCAAAAAGGACCAGAUAGUGAAAUCGACAGACAAAGAUACAGCGAUAUCUUCAGUCUCCGAUGCAGAGCGUCUGGGCAUAAUGUCGUCUUAUGAAUUACUUGGUAAAUCCGAUGAACCUCCUGCGACCGCAACUGACGACACCAAACCUCAGUUCUGGAGCUAUAAUCAGUACAAAACGCCGGACGGAGGAAAGAUCGGCAUUCAUUACUGCAAAAACCUCGAACAUGCCGAGCGUGCGGCUGCCUUGUUCUCUGACAGUAAGGUGUUAGGCUUCGAUAUUGAGUGGAAACCUCAAGCUCAGAUAUCAGCUGGUAUCAAGAGCAACGUGUCCCUGAUCCAGAUCGCCAAUGAGGAACGUAUAGCCCUAAUUCAUAUUGCACUCUUUAAGGGCAAUGAAAUUCAAGACUUAGUUCCGCCGUCACUGAAACAAUUACUCGAGUCUACCAAUACCGUCAAAGUAGGUCAAUUUGAACUCAGCCAUUUAUACAAACUCGUCAAGUACGGCUCAACGCAGCCAAAACUGGUUGAUCGGCGCGCCGUCAAUCUGGCUCAACAGGUUGAGGAGUUGUUAGGGCUGCCGUUGAGGAAAGACAGUGACGUGCGAAAGAGUGAUUGGACCAAACCCUUGGAUUAUGCUCAAGUUCAGUAUGCCGCAUCGGAUGCCUAUGCUUGCAUAUGUCUUUAUCGCACAUUAGAAGCGAAGAGAAAAGCAUUAAACCCCGUUCCUCCAUUGCCGGCCUUCGCCGAACUUAAUCUCCCUAUUCUUUUGGCUGAGGAGGACAAAGUCGAGAUAGAGGACAAAAUAGCUGAACUCAGCGUGCGCAUGAAGGAGUCGUUGGAGGUGGUGGACGCAGGGGAGGAGGAUGUUGUCAAGGUCAACGAUGAGGCUAAAAAUACAGAUUCGGCGUGA
Molecule: messenger RNA, 2592 nt
Organism: Talaromyces amestolkiae
Lineage: Eukaryota; Fungi; Ascomycota; Eurotiomycetes; Eurotiales; Trichocomaceae
Exons: 5
Coding region: 1-2592 (863 amino acids)
Biological process (GO): nucleobase-containing compound metabolic process
Cellular component (GO): nucleus; cytoplasm
Molecular function (GO): 3'-5' exonuclease activity; nucleic acid binding
Source: RefSeq, a predicted model, not a curated record